UGCUCUUUCAUAGUAGUUUUUAACGUUGAUUCCGAAAGUGCGCAACGAUAGUAACGGACCUCCAACACAGUUAUUGAUAUAACACAACAACAAACAAUUACCUUAAUUUAAAUUUUUUAUUUUCUUAUUUGGUGUGUUCAUUUAAUUAAUAACAAUAACAAUGAGUUUCCUGAAAGCAACCGCCGUAUCAAGGAGCUGCAAUAUUUUGAAAGGUUUGGCAAAUCCUAGAAAUUAUGCUACCAUUGCUGAGCCUGCAGCGCCAACUGUCAAAACACAGAGCAUACCGGGACCCAAAUCAUUGGAAUUGAAGGGAAUAAUGAGUUCUAUACAAAAUAGUGAACCAAUUCAACUUUUCGCUGAUUAUGAAAGAUCAAUUGGAAACUAUCUGGUUGAUGUGGAUGGCAAUGCCUUACUCGAUGUUUAUACACAAAUUUCAUCAAUGCCAUUAGGCUAUAAUCAUCCACGCCUCCUCAACGUCUUUCAAAAUGAUAAAAAUUUAAGAACUUUAGUCAACCGUCCUGCUUUGGGUGUGUUCCCGGGCAGAGAAUGGGCGGAACAGGUGACUUCAAUCCUUACGAAAAUUGCACCCAAGGGCCUCAACAAGCUCACUACCAUGAUGUGCGGAUCGUGUUCGAAUGAAAAUGCCUACAAGAACAUAUUUAUUUGGUACCGUCGCAACGUACGUGGUGAAAAUGUUGAUUUUACUGAAGCUGAAAAGGAGUCUUGCAUGAUCAAUCAACCACCCGGUUCGUCGCCACUCAGUAUACUGUCCUUCAAAGGCGCAUUCCAUGGACGCACUUUGGGUGUGCUCUCAACGACACAUUCCAAAUAUAUACAUAAAAUUGAUGUGCCGGCAUUCGAUUGGCCAGUCGCUUCAUUCCCGAAAUAUCAAUAUCCAUUAGAGGAAAACGAACGUCACAACAAAGCCGAAGAUGAACGUUGUUUGGCUGAAGUUGAAGAUUUAAUUGAAAAAUACAAUAAGAAGGGUAUACCUGUAGCGGGUAUUGUUGUCGAACCCAUACAGAGUGAAGGUGGUGACAAUGAAGCUUCGCCCGAGUUCUUCCAGGGUCUGCAGAAGAUUAGCAAACGUAGUGGUGUUGCAUUGUUAAUCGAUGAAGUGCAAACUGGUGGCGGCAGUACUGGUAAAAUUUGGUGUCACGAACACUUCAACUUGGAUGGACCACCAGAUGUGGUGACAUUCAGUAAGAAAAUGCAAUUGGGUGGCUACUUCCAUAAGGCAGAAUUCCAACCUUCUGAGGGUUAUCGCAUCUUCAACACAUGGAUGGGUGAUCCAGGCAAAUUGUUGUUAUUGAAUGAAGUCAUUAAUGUUAUACAAGAGGAGAACUUGCUAGAAACUGUGAACAAAUCUGGGAAAGUAUUGAAAGAUGGGCUCUUAGCUUUGGAAAAGGAAUUUCCACAUAUUUUAAAUUCAACAAGAGGACGUGGUACCUUCUUAGCGGUGAAUUGCCAGAAUGGACAGGCACGUGAUGAUUUCGUGGGUCGUCUCAAACAAAAGGGCAUACAAACCGGCGGUUGUGGUGAAUUGUCGAUUCGCUUCCGACCAACUUUGAUAUUCCAAGAAAAGCAUGCGCAUAUCGUUUUGGACGCUUUCAGAAGCGUUUGUAAGGAAUUGUAAUUUGAUAAGCUUAGCCCGCCAGCUGCCUCUACUUGCAUUUAGCAUAGUAUAUGUAGAUAAUAUCGGCUUGAGCCAAUUUGUUGCGUUUAUAAGGAGAAUGUGCAAAAAGUAUUGGAUUUUGAAACUAAAUGGAAUUUGUAUUUGUUAACUCUAGUAUAAAUUAUCAUAUCAAUUUUAUAUGAUUAGAAAAUAAAAAAUUGUCAGAAUUUUAAGAAAAUUAAAUCCUUCGCCGCUUUGGUGCAAAGGUAAAGAAAAUAAAAGUGCUCUGAAAACAUGCUUCCAAUAAAUAACGAAUCUAUUGCAAAAA
Ceratitis capitata (Mediterranean fruit fly) is the source of this 1943-nucleotide messenger RNA. RefSeq names its product 4-aminobutyrate aminotransferase, mitochondrial (gene Gabat). Gene Ontology annotation, biological process: GABA catabolic process. Gene Ontology annotation, cellular component: mitochondrion. The transcript has 5 exons. Bases 161 to 1636 code for a protein of 491 amino acids. Gene Ontology annotation, molecular function: pyridoxal phosphate binding. NCBI's taxonomy places the organism in Eukaryota, Metazoa, Arthropoda, Insecta, Diptera, Tephritidae. The record is from RefSeq and is a predicted model, not a curated record.